AUGGAUCGCUUGAUCGAGAGGGUCAGUCCUGUCAAUACCACUUCUCGCCAGUCCAUUACACCUUAUCCUCCGCAUCCAGGUAGCAGACCAGCACGGACAAGGACAACCAGCGCGGACAACGUCCCUUGCUGGAACUGGAACAAUGACCACAACGAGGCUCUCGGGUAUACUGAUGCUGACCCUCGUUUUGAAGGCUUUGCUCUCAACUUGUCUCCUAGUCAUUUACUAAUGCCCAAGGAAAAUCUGCUCGCGAUGGGCCGUCUCUACCUCGCGUGGUGUCACGGGCAGCCUAUUGCCUUGUUCGAUCCCGAGACAUUUCUCGAUUCCCUCCCUUUUCGGGACAUGGAGCUCAUUCUUUCCCUGCAGGCCCUUAGUCUCCGGUAUCCUCCAAGUACACUGACGCCCCAGAAGCGUGAAAAAUUGGAUGCCAUGGAGCGGGAGUCGAGGAGCGCCGUCAUGAAUCGCAUCGCAAGCUCAGCCGUCGAGCUUUCCACAUUACAGACUCUUUGUAUACUGAGCAUGGUUGAGUUUGCAGACGGAAAAAUUGCACAGGCAGGCCUGCACGUGGCCAUUGCAAGCCACUUAGCCCAAAGUGUUCAGUCCAACAGUAUGCUAGGCGACGCUGGCGAGUUUGGCGACUGCGUCUGCAGCAUCAGGAUGCUGCAGAACCUCCAAGGUUGCAUCGCGCCGGCCACGGGUCCUGGCAGCGCCCUCAUCGGCGGGCAGCCACCGCCCAUCUCACAGAUACACGCCGCAGCCCUCUCCGGCCGUGAACCGGCCGGAUCAGUGCACAAUCCAGGAAGCAGCCAGAUGGACGAGGGCAUCAUGAAAUACGUGCUAGAGCUCAGCGAGGCGUGGCGUAUGGCCCGGUCCUACGCAGCCUGCCGCGUGGGCUCGGACGCGCCGCCGCCCUGGAACCAGCAUUCUGACUACUCUUGCGUUAUGAACUUGCAUCUCGAGUUUGACUGUCGCGUGCCCCUGCGGUAUCGCUUCGCGGCAAACAAGUUUGCCGAGCACGACUCCAACGACUUGGAGCGGAAUCGGGACUACUGGGGUCCGUGGCUGUAUAUCCAAAUCAUUUACGCCGUGAUUCCGUGCAUUGUCAACCACCCGUUUCUACUGUCCAUGCGCUUGAAGAAUUUUCGACAAACUCUACCCCAGUCUUUUAUCCAUCACUCCUUCGAGUACAUCAACCGCCACGCGGGAUGGAUCAUGUACUUUGUCGACAUGCUGGAGAAGAAGGCGUUCCAGAUGGCGGACCCGGCGAUGGCGCACUGCAUUGCAGUCGUAGCGACGAUACACUUGCAGCACAGCUUUGUCAAGGACAGGCCGCUACGAGACAAGGCGCAGCAAGGGUUUGAGAAAUGUAUUCGUUUUCUGCGGCGUAUGGGUGGCACGUGGCCCUACAUCUCUACCAUGGCAAACAACUUGGCUAAGCUGAGAGAAAGCGUGGGUUUGCUGUCGUCGCCGGGCGCAUCGACUACAGACUUCCCUCAGGAUCGCGACUCGUUUUCAAUCGACGCCCAGCUGCUCUGGGACAUUCUCGUCUAUGAGCGAGCCGGCCGGCCCGACGCCGGCGCCGACCAGUCCAUAUUUGGCAAGACGCUCAAGGUCGGCACCGCGACGCGCCAAGACGACGUGCGCGCGGCCGCAGAGUUUGACCUGGUCGGCUCCGCGGGCAUAUCCGGCCACAAGACCGUGUCCAAGGAAACGCCGGCCUACGCACCCGACGAGGACGCGUCGCCCACACCCGGUAUGCUGCUGAGCAGGAACACCGCGGACAAGGUGGGGGACGGGACGGCGGCCAUGCUCGUGUCGGUGCAGGAUCGCUUCUUUGAAGGAAUUGGGGGCCUGCAUGGCGAGGAGCAUCUGUUCCUGCAGGCGAAUGACUUUGGCAAGGCGAUUGAUACCUGGCUCAGCCAUGAUGCAUGGUGA
Molecule: messenger RNA, 1935 nt
Organism: Cordyceps militaris CM01
Lineage: Eukaryota; Fungi; Ascomycota; Sordariomycetes; Hypocreales; Cordycipitaceae
Exons: 4
Coding region: 1-1935 (644 amino acids)
Cellular component (GO): nucleus
Source: RefSeq, a predicted model, not a curated record